This is a messenger RNA of Momordica charantia (bitter melon), 1337 nucleotides long. Its product is annotated as glycosyltransferase family protein. Gene Ontology annotation, biological process: positive regulation of SREBP signaling pathway. Gene Ontology annotation, molecular function: alpha-1,6-mannosylglycoprotein 6-beta-N-acetylglucosaminyltransferase activity. Lineage: Eukaryota; Viridiplantae; Streptophyta; Magnoliopsida; Cucurbitales; Cucurbitaceae. The record is from RefSeq and is a predicted model, not a curated record.
AAUAAUCAGAUUUUGGGUGGAUGAUUAGAAAAUCAGCUCAUACAGGCGGGAAGGUAUAAACGCUGUGCCUUCCCAAUCGAUUCUCAUUUCUGGGUUUUAAUUAUUGAUCAUCCAUCCCCAUAAAAGCGAUGUCGAUUCAUCAUCGCUUAAGUUUAUCACUCACAUUCUUCCACUUUUUACUCCUCUUUUCUUCAAGAAUUUCAGCGAUCAGGAAUAAUAUUGGCUUAGAAAUAACUAGCACCUGUAGGAGCACUGUUCAGGGAAGAUAUUUUCUGACCGAUGAUAAAGGCUACGUAUGUAAUGCUUUAUCUAUUGAUCCACUAUCUCAUUGCUGCCUUGGGAACGGGGAGAAAUUUCCUUGUCAUGGGUGCAAUCUUGUUUCGCAAUGUUGCAAUUCCUAUGAAUAUUGUGUUUCAUGCUGUCAGGGUCCUUCAAGGACAAAAAGGGAACAAAUACUAAAAAUCAAAAUUGCCAAGCCGGCUUCUGCAGGUACAUAUGCCAGCGUCUUUGACUUCUGUGUUGGGAGGUGUCGUCAUAAUUCUGAGAGUGUUGUGCACGAAAAUGCUUAUCACAGUGAUUACCAUCAUUGCUUUUCUCUGCCGUCAUAUUCUUCAGGAGUCAACAGUACACAACUAGAAUUCAGACUCAAUGGCAUCAACGUCGUUGUUGGAAGGCAAGGAGAGUCAUGUGAUUCAGUUUGCAAGUCAAAUGGACAAUCGUGCGUCCCAAACAAAAUUGCAGUCCUGAAUCAAUGUGACAUCAUGCAAAAAUAUUUAAGCUGUAAAGGAGGUUGCUUAGCAAGUGUUGGGUCUGACCAACCUGCUGAAGUUGCUUAUAGUGCUCCCAAAGAACUGAAUCCAGGAGCGUGCUUAUAUAGUAGCACACAGUCAAUGCUUUCUUGCGAUGGCUCUCACCAGCAUACCAGGAGGCUUUGCCCUUGCGCGUAGGAGAUUUUAUAGGGAAUGCCAUAAUUUUCAUGCUUUCAAUUGCAGAUGGAAGUAAGUUUUCAUGUCAAUAGUUUAUUUUUAAUUUAUAUUUGAGUCUGUACCAUUCCCCAUCAUCUUUUUUCUCCAUUUCUUUCUUUCUUUCUUUCUUUUCUGCUUGUGAUUUGGAGAGGAAAAAAAGGUUGUUUGGUGUAAUGGAACUUCAACGUUAUUUGUAAGAUUAAAUGCAGCAGGUUAAAAGGAGAGAGAUUAAUAUACAACAAAAGAAAGAUUAUUUCUUUAUGGACAUUUCUUCAUGUUUUGCUACUCCAUAAAGAGAGGACAAGAAAAGAAAAAACAAGGAAAUCAAAUACAAAUUUAUUGUUUCUAUUUUAUUUUAUUAUGCCUUUUGGA